GGAAACACAUUCACACACACUCUGGCAGCCGUCUUACUGUGUAUUAUUGUCACUCCAAAGGUUCUUUAUUUUUGACAACAUGGACGUUUCAAACAGGAGAAUUGUCAUCUUGGGAAAAACUGGAGCUGGGAAAAGCAGCCUGGCUAACACCAUAUUCGGUGAAGAACUGUUCAAGAUCGACCACAGUCUCAACUCUGGAACAAGAGAGUGUCAAGCAGAAACCAGAUCUGUCAAUGGAAGAAGCAUUACUUUGAUCGACACUCCUGGUUUCUUUGAUACAAAUCAACCCGAGGAGGAGCUGAGGCAUGAGAUAGUGAGGUGUAUCACAGAGUGCGCCCCUGGGCCUCAUGCUUUUUUCAUUGUGCUUGGAGUGGAGAGAUUCACAAAGCACGAGCGGGCUGUAAUUGACAAAAUACACCAAUACUUUUCUGAAGAAGCUCUAAAAUAUGCAACCCUUGUCUUCACUCAUGGUGACCAACUCGAUAAAGGACAGACCAUUGCGGAUUUUGUCUACAAGAAUCAGUUGGCCACCAAUCUUGUGAAUAAGUGCGGAGGCCGCUGCCACGUCAUUGAUAACAAAUACUGGAGGAACAACCAGGAUAAUUACAGGAACAACCACGUCCAGGUGGAGAAGUUACUCAAGACUAUAGACAAGACAAUGCUGGCAAAUCAAGGAAGAUGCUACACCAAUGAGGUGCUACAAGCAGUGGAGAAAGAAAUACAACAAGAGGAGCGCAUUAGACAGUCACCAGGAAAUAUGUCAGAGGAAGAGAUCAGGGAGCAGGCUAAGGGAAGGGUAUCCAAGAAGAUUUCGAUCAAACUGGCAGGUACUGCAACAGCAGCACUGUUGGGAGCUUUCUUGGGUUUUAACAUCACAGCAGCUGCAGGAGCAGCAGUCGGAGGAAAAGGAGGAAUGGCGGCAGGAGGUUUAUUAGGAUGUCAUGCCACUGAGGGAGCAAACACACCAUGCAAAGCAGUCGCAGUGGCAGCAGGGGCUGUCUGUAAAAGAGAACCUGAUGAUUUGGGGGGACUAUCACAGCCAAAGUUAAAAAGGAGCAAAAAAACUUAGAAUGCACUAUAACUCAAGAGGGGUCACGAAAAAACAAUAAGGAAUAGAACAGUUUUAUUGGGACCAUCCACAACUUCUGAUUAUGAAAACGCAAAAACAACUGUUCUGAUUUUAAAAUGUGAGCAAAUUGGCUUGAUUUCUUUCAAAAACAUGGAAAGAAGGCAAUGAGUAACAAAAGGAGAAGCGACCAAAAAAUUAGCAACAGUAGUGGUAAAAAGUAACACAUAUUAACUUGGAAAUUACUUUAAAUAAAUAAAUCAAUAAAUAUAGGAAAUUGCCUGGAAAAAGGAAUUAAAAAUGAUAAUUCUACAUCAUUUUAAAUAUGGAAUUAUGAGCUGGAGUAUGAACUGAUCUGAAUUAUUAGCUCUAUUUAUGGUAUUUCCCAGGAUUUAAAAAAAAUAAAUAAAUAAAUAAAUAAA
This is a messenger RNA of Plectropomus leopardus (leopard coralgrouper), 1488 nucleotides long. Its product is annotated as GTPase IMAP family member 7-like. Lineage: Eukaryota; Metazoa; Chordata; Actinopteri; Perciformes; Serranidae. The record is from RefSeq and is a predicted model, not a curated record. Gene Ontology annotation, molecular function: GTP binding.